CAGAUGCACAGGAAGAGAUUAACUAUCGCUUUUGGUCGCAUUUGGAAAGUAAGGUGACUGAACUGAAAAACUGCUCAAUGCCAUCUGUGCCUUCCGUGACUUCCCCUGUGUAUAACCAUGACGAGUCUAGAUCUCAACCAAAAUUUCAACUUCUCCUGCACCAAUCUCUAUGACCAUCGUUCAGUGGCCCGAGUUCUUAUCCCUCUGGUCUAUUCCAUCAUAUGUCCAGUGGGUCUUUUAGGCAAUGCCUUGGCUCUUCAUGUGACGUUCUCCAACCUUACCAAGCUCAACUCAACCACACUCUAUUCUGCCAACCUAGCUGUUUCUGAUAUCCUUUUUUGCCUGUCUCUCCCUCUACGAGCCAUUUAUUACGGCCUUGGCUUCCACUGGCCUCUGGGGGAAGGGCUAUGUAAAGCCACAGCAUUGCUCUUCUAUUUGAACUGCUACGCUGGGGUUAACUUUAUGACAUGUCUGGCAGUUGAUCGUUUUGUGGCACUGGUGUUACCCAGGAUGGAGAAAAUGAGAAAGGUGAAGAAUGUGCGGUUUGUGUGCCUGGCCAUAUGGCUGCUGGUGUUGGCCCAGACGCUGCCUCUCCUGGGCAGCCAAAUGACCAAAAAGGAACCCGACAAUACCAUCACCUGCAUGGAAUACUCCAAUUUUGAGUUUACAAUUGAAGGACUACCCUACAUGCUGAUUGGGGCAGUAGUUUUAGGUUUUGGUGUCCCGGUUGGAACAAUCAUUGCUUGCUAUUCUAUAUUGACCUAUAAGCUACAUCUAGUGGCAAAGUCUAACCAGCUGACAAAGCGUUCUGGGAGGACCAAAAAAGCAAGAGGUGUGAUUGCAGGAGUGGUUUUUGUGUUUUUGGUGUGUUUCAGCCCGUAUCAUAUAGACCUACUGCAAUACAUGAUCCGGAAAAUUCUCUAUAAACCAGACUGCAUUGAGCUUCAGUCCUUCCAGAUAUCCCUGCAUAUUACAGUAUGUCUUAUGAACCUAAAUUCAUGCCUGGAUCCAUUUGUUUACUUCUUUGCUUGUAAAGGUUACAAGCAGAAGGUGAUGAGGAUGAUGAGCUGGCAGGUUGGCACCCACUUCUCCAGUGUUGGAAGGACUUCGCCUGAAAGUUCAGGCACUGGAGAUCGACAUGUCACCCGCCACAACAACAGGAUAAAAAUGAACACUAUUAGAGAAGUUCAGUGAAACUGUUCCGGACAUUAAGCUGCAUGUGACAAUCUCAUAAGGUGAUGAAAAGCACUAAUCAACUCACAUGUAGGGUUGCAGCGGUAUACCGGCUUCACGGUAUAUCACGGUAUGAAUAUUUAUGGUUAUCAUACCAUGUACAUUUGCUAAUCUACGGUAUUGAGAAGAAAAAUGCAACCAGACAGAGAACCUCACCUGCGCAGCUCCUGUCCUCCUCAUCAGACUCAUCAACUUGUGCCACACAAGUACCGCAGAGAAGAUGUCAGAGAGAAACGAGCCUGACAUAAGUGAGUGUGUGAGUUAAAGCAGUGUUUCUCAACUGGUGGGUCGCAGGUCUAUUUGAACUGGGUCGAACAGCAGGAAAAGAACAAUGCAAUGGUUCUCCCACUGAAGAUAUUUCGGCGGCAUCCCAAGUGAUAGCCUAUUUGGACUACCGAGGCAGAUUUAAUGAUAAUCUCACAUUUCAGCUAAAGGCUUCUCAUCUGCACUUUCGAACGAGUGUAACGGAACCAGCUCGUGAUCAUGAUCUGCUCUGCUCUCUGACACGCGUGUGCAACAACCGGGCUUUCCUUGAUUUUGCGGUGCACAGACCUCAAAACUGAUGUCAAUUUCAAUUCAAGUGAGAAUUGUCUAUUUAAAGCAUUAUGGAGGAAGUCAAGUCAAACCUCUCAAACAGUAGACAGCCCUGACAUGCCAAACAGCACUGUGGAGGAAAAGAGCAACACUGUGUUAUGUGCUAAUUUAUUUUUCAUUAUGCAUCAUCACCUUUACAAAAUUGUUUCACGAGUAAAAGUAACUUUUAUAAUUUGACAGAAUGUUAUAGUUUCAUAUGAAAUAAUCUAAAGGUAGAAUCUAUUAGACCUAAUUUUAUAUCAACAGUGGAUGUUUUUCAGCUAGUAUUUAUUUUUCAUAAAUAUUAUAAUUUGUUGUUAUUAUUAUUAUUACUAUUAUUCAAGACUAGCUACACUGACCUAACCAUGGUAAUGAGGAGCCUUUCCUUCUGUGUAAUAUGUAUGUUCUGUUUGAAUUAUGUUUGAAAUUAGGAAACAAACAGUAUAAUAAUGGGCUCAUUUAAGUAAAUAUCCUCUUCGAUUUGUAAAAAGGGGUGAGAGAAAUCUUCCUGUCACUUUUGUGGUUUACAUCAACAACAAAAAUAAUGUCACUUGAUGCAUGUCCUUGUACUUGAAAACCAUGAACAAAAAUAUGCAACAUAAAAGGAAAUGCGACCCAGGACACAUUAAAUACAGGUUACGUUUUUAAUAUGGUGGGUAGCCACUUGAUUUCCCAUGUAAAAUCUGGGUCCUGAAGCAAAACCAGUUGAAAACCACUAGUUAAAGGAACAGACAGGAGCAGUCUGGCUGCACUGUCACACACCUACAGUAUAUGUUAAUUACUAAUAAUCAUAGGACAUUACUUUAAAAGCUCACACAGAUGAUGUUAUUUUCAUUUAGUAGUUAAUUAAACAAGCUGUUCUAACAUGUAAACUAACAUGCUUUAGUUACAUAAAAUGUUAUAGUUACAUGCAAUUUUUUUGUCAUGUUUAUAAUUCAGUUUAUUAUUAUAAUUCUGUUAGCUUUCUUAUUCUAUUUAUUUUCAAAAGGGAGACUUUUUUUUUUUUUUUUUACACAUUCUUCAAUUAAAAA
This is a messenger RNA of Xyrauchen texanus (razorback sucker), 2837 nucleotides long. RefSeq names its product G protein-coupled receptor 183b (gene gpr183b). Gene Ontology annotation, cellular component: membrane. The record is from RefSeq and is a predicted model, not a curated record. Gene Ontology annotation, biological process: G protein-coupled receptor signaling pathway. The coding region runs from base 118 to 1194 and encodes 358 amino acids. The transcript is spliced from 2 exons. Gene Ontology annotation, molecular function: G protein-coupled receptor activity; oxysterol binding. Lineage: Eukaryota; Metazoa; Chordata; Actinopteri; Cypriniformes; Catostomidae.